Messenger RNA from Colletotrichum navitas, 2056 nucleotides. RefSeq names its product acetyl-CoA hydrolase/transferase domain-containing protein. The record is from RefSeq and is a predicted model, not a curated record. NCBI's taxonomy places the organism in Eukaryota, Fungi, Ascomycota, Sordariomycetes, Glomerellales, Glomerellaceae. Bases 290 to 1870 code for a protein of 526 amino acids. Gene Ontology annotation, cellular component: mitochondrion. Gene Ontology annotation, biological process: acetate metabolic process. The transcript has a single exon. Gene Ontology annotation, molecular function: acetyl-CoA hydrolase activity; acetate CoA-transferase activity.
UAUAUAUAUAUAUAUAUAUAUAUGUAUAUCUACACCUUGGCACCAACUUUCUGCCCUAACAGUAUUGUUAUUCCUCUCGCCCUUCUACCCCUUGACCAGUCCUUUGGCUAAGCUUGUCAUCCCAUCUCCCCUCUCUUCGUCUCCACGGGGCUUCUUCGACCCUCUUGUAAAACUCCUCCUCUCCCUCUCCUCUCUCUCUUUUCUCCGUCCUGCCGCCGUCUGGUCGUCUCUGCUUCGCAUUUGCUUCUCGACUCUCACCACCAAAAACAUAACCUCACAUCGUCUCACAAUGGCGUCUCCCGUCGCCUCGGCCGCCCUGCGGUCUCGCGUCAAACGCGCAUCGUUGCUGAACAAGCUCUCCCGUCCCCAAGACCUCCUCCAACACUUCCCCAACGGCGCCUACAUCGGCUGGUCCGGCUUCACCGGCGUCGGCUACCCCAAGAAGAUUCCCACCUUCCUCGCCGACCACGUCGAGCAGAACAGCCUCCAGGGCCAGCUGCGCUACAGCCUCUUCGUCGGUGCCUCCUCCGGUGCCGAGACGGAGAACCGUUGGGCUGGCCUCAACAUGAUUGAGCGACGAAGCCCUCACCAGGUUGGCAAGGCCAUCUCCAAGGGUAUCAAUGAGGGCCGCAUCCACUUCCACGACAGGCAUCUGUCCCAGUUCCCCGUCGACCUCGUCUACGGCUUCUACACAAAGGAACGCCCCAACAAGAACCUCGACGUCGUCGUCGUCGAGGCCACCGACAUCAAGGAGGAUGGCAGCAUCGUCCCCGGCGCCUCCGUCGGCGCCACCCCCGAGUUGGUGCAGAUGGCCGACAAGAUCAUCAUCGAGGUCAACACCGCGCUGCCGAGCUUCGACGGCCUGCACGACAUCACCAUGACCGACCGGCCCCCACACCGCAAGCCCUACCUCAUCAUGGGCGUUGAGGACCGCAUCGGCCGCACCUCCAUCCCCAUCGACACGGAAAAGGUCGUCGGUAUCAUCGAGUCCGACUACCCCGACCAGACCGCCCCCAACACCCCGGCCGACGCCUCCUCGCGUGCCAUUGCCAGCCAUCUCAUCGAGUUCUUCGAGCACGAGGUCACCCACGGCCGCCUGCCAAAGAGCCUUCUCCCCCUGCAGUCCGGCAUCGGCAACAUCGCCAACGCCGUCGUCGGCGGCCUCAAGGACUCCAACUUCUGGAACCUCAAGGUCUGGACCGAGGUCAUCCAGGACACCUUCCUCGACCUCUUCGACUCGGGCCAUCUCGACUUCGCCACCGCCACCUCGGUCCGCUUCUCCCCCGACGGCUUCCAGCGCUUCUACGACAACUGGGACAGCUAUCACAACAAGCUGCUCCUCCGCAGCCAGAGCGUCUCCAACUCCCCCGAGAUCAUCCGCCGCCUCGGCGUCAUCGGCAUGAACACCCCCGUCGAGGUCGACAUCUACGCCCACGCCAACAGCACCUGCGUCUUGGGCUCCCGCAUGCUCAACGGCCUCGGCGGCAGCGCCGAUUUCCUCCGCAACGCAAAGUACAGCAUCAUGCACACUCCCUCCACCCGCCCCUCCAAGACGGACCCCCAUGGAGUCAGCACAAUCGUCCCCAUGUGCACCCACAUCGAUCAGACUGAGCAUGACUUGGACGUUGUCGUCACCGAGAACGGCCUCGCCGACGUCCGCGGCCUGAGCCCCCGCGAGCGCGCUCGCGUCAUCAUCAAGAACUGCGCCCACCCCAUCUACCGGCCCAUACUGGAGCGCUACCUUGACAAGGCCGAGUUCGAGUGCCUCCGCAAGGGCAUGGGUCACGAGCCUCACUUGCUCUUCAACACCUUUGACAUGCACAAGGCUCUCGUAGAGGAGGGCAGCAUGCAGAAGGUCAAGAGCUUCUAAGCUGGUGGUCCAUCAGCUGCACAAGAGCGCGCAACCGCAUUCAGUACGAAACAUGGCUUUGCAUCGGCGCAUUCAUGGCGUGCCUGGUGUUUUUCUUUAUUUUGGGAGCAUAGAGUAGUCUGGAAUUUUGAUAGGAAAAUGAUACCUCGCUGGACAAUGGAAAACCCUAGCAUACAUACAUGCAUA